Messenger RNA from Oldenlandia corymbosa var. corymbosa, 2259 nucleotides. NCBI's taxonomy places the organism in Eukaryota, Viridiplantae, Streptophyta, Magnoliopsida, Gentianales, Rubiaceae. The record is from the annotation of a GenBank genome assembly.
AUGAUAACAUUCGCAACAUCUUAUUUCCUAGUUAGAUUGGUACAAUGCUUCUUCACCAAUGCAAUGCUGGAUGCACUACGAGAAUUUCUCUUCCGUGUGACUUGUACAUUCCCUGUUAGGAGUUUGCCUUUUGCUUGUAUAUCAAAUUCUGUGAAUAAACCUACUCCUCUCCAAUUGGACGUUUCACUACCAGCAUUGGGGGAUAUCAGAUGGAGCUUUUCAAGGUUAAUUUAUUUGUUCAACUUGCAACUUGAGAGAAAUGUUGCCGCAUUUUUCGUCGUGCUCCUUUUGUCGUGUAUGUCAUUUGUCAUCAUUGGUGGUUUCCUAUUCCACAAGUUAAGAGGUAAUGAACAAUCCCUUGAGGAAUGCUUUUGGGAGGCCUGGGCAUGUCUUUGUUCGUCAUCCACUCAUCUGAAACAAAGAACACGAAUCGAACGAGUGAUAGGAUUUAUUCUUGCAAUAUGGGGUAUUCUGUUCUACUCUCGCCUGUUGAGCACAAUGACAGAGCAAUUUAGGAAUAACAUGCAAAGGGUGAGAGAGGGCUUUCAAAUGCAAGUUUUGGAGAAUGAUCAUAUAAUUAUUUGUGGCAUCAAUAGUCAUCUGACUUUCAUACUCAAGCAGUUAAACAAGUAUCACGAGUUCGCUGUUCGCUUAGGCACUGCAACUUCCAGGAGGCAGAGAAUUCUUCUCUUAUCUGAUCUCCCGAGAAAGCAAAUAGACAAGAUAGCUGAGAACAUUGCCAAAGAUCUCAGUCAUAUUGAUGUUCUUUCAAAGAGUUGUAUCCUAAGCAUGACAAAAUCAUUUGAAAGAGCUGCAGCAAACAAAGCAAGGGCCAUUAUUAUAUUGCCCACUAAGGGAGAUAGGUAUGAAGUUGAUACAGAUGCAUUUCUUUCUGUACUUGCUCUUCAACCACUUAAGGAGAUGGCCUCUGUGCCAACUGUUGUUGAGGUGUCAAGCCCCAAUACUUGUGAUCUUUUAAAAUCAAUUUCCGGGUUGAAAGUAGCACCUGUUGAAAAUGUUGCUUCCAAACUAUUUGUUCAAUGCUCUCGGCAAAAAGGACUUAUAAAGAUAUACCGACAUCUACUUAAUUAUAGAAAAAAUGUGUUUAACCUUUGCUUCUUUUUGGAUUUGGUUGGUUUGAAGUACAGGCAAUUGAGAUGUGGAUUUCAGGAGGCUAUUGUUUGUGGCCUUUAUCGGGAUGGGAAGAUAUAUUUCCACCCAAAGGAUGAUGAAAUUAUUCGUCAAACGGACAAAGUGUUGUUUAUUGGACCUGUACUUGGAAAAAAGAAACCCAACCUUGCAAUCUCAAGUUUGCCUGAAGAUGGGACUUCCUUCCAUGAUCCUCAAACUCUUAAGAAGGAUGGCCUACUACGUAGUGACGCAUUUGAAAUUACAAGAGCUAGGCUAGAGAAAAUUGUCAAACGGACAAAAUCUGUCUCAAAGGCAUCUGACCCUUAUCCCGGUCCUAAAGAGCACAUUUUGAUGCUUGGAUGGCGCCCUGAUGUGGUUGAAAUGAUUAAAGAAUAUGAUAACUAUCUCGGGCCUGGAAGUUUAUUGGAAAUCCUGUCAGAUGUGCCAAUGGAUGACAGAGAAAGGGCUAACAAAAUCGCAGGUCAAGGAAAGCUGAAGAACGUCCAAGUGUCUCACAGGAUUGGCAACCCAAUGGACUAUGAAACUUUAAAAGACACCAUCAGAAACAUUCAGAAAUCGUCUAAGAAAAAUGAGCACGUUCCCUUUUCCAUAGUUGUUAUAUCAGAUAGAGAGUGGCUACUUGGAGAUCCAUCGAAGGCAGACAAGCAUUCGGCAUAUUCUCUACUUCUUGCUGAGUCUCUUUGUAACAGUCUUGGGGUCAAUGUACAUAAUCUAGUUGCGGAAAUUGUUGACUCAAAAUUGGGGAAACAGAUUAGCAGAAUCAAGCCAUCGCUUACUUAUAUCGCAGCAGAAGAAGUGAUGAGCCUUGUGACAGCACAGGUGGCAGAAAACUGUGAAUUGAAUGAGGUUUGGAAAGACAUCCUCAACGCGGAGGGAGAUGAAAUUUAUGUGAAGGAUAUUGGUCUUUACAUGCAAAGCGGUGAGAGCCCUUCGUUUUCAGAGCUUGCUGAAAGAGCAAACUUGAGGAGAGAAGUUGCCAUUGGCUAUGUGAAAAAUUACAAAACAGUUAUUAACCCAAUACCAAAAUCAGAGCCCUUGUCUCUUGGAUUGAAUGAUUCUCUCAUUGUGAUAUCUGAGAUGGAAGGAGAACAACCCAUUAUUGUGUAA